Temnothorax curvispinosus is the source of this 721-nucleotide messenger RNA. RefSeq names its product C-1-tetrahydrofolate synthase, cytoplasmic-like. The transcript is spliced from 3 exons. Lineage: Eukaryota; Metazoa; Arthropoda; Insecta; Hymenoptera; Formicidae. The record is from RefSeq and is a predicted model, not a curated record. Bases 332 to 721 code for a protein of 129 amino acids. Gene Ontology annotation, biological process: tetrahydrofolate interconversion. Gene Ontology annotation, cellular component: cytosol. Gene Ontology annotation, molecular function: methenyltetrahydrofolate cyclohydrolase activity; methylenetetrahydrofolate dehydrogenase (NADP+) activity.
AAGAGAGAGAGAGAGAGAGAGAGAGAGAGAAAGAAUUUACAUUAAAGAUGUUCCUUGAAUUUUAGGAAUAAGUUUAUGUCAAAGCGCACGAUAGCCAAAAAAUCACUGUCCCUUCUCAGACUCGCAGUCUUUCAGCGAAUAAACAAUCCAGGUGGAAAGAGGAUCUUGGUUAAUCUUACUAAUCUUCAACGAUUGUUCUGUUCUCCAGCGCGAGACUGCACAGUGGCUGAUCAAAACCGCGGCCUAACGAUAUUACAGAUCCGCCAAUCACUGGCACGAAGAGAUGAAGACGAUGAUACCCAACACGGACUGUUGAUUUCUAAACAGAGCCAUGUCGACAGACGUGCGAGGAGUUAUAUUAUCUGGAGUUGAAUUGGCAAGAGAAAUCCGGCAGGGCCUAAUCAGAGAUGUGAGCACCUUAAAAGAGAAAUUACCUGACUUCACACCCGGCCUAGCUAUCGUCCAGGUAGGCGCGAGAGAAGAUUCAAACGUCUAUAUAAAAAUGAAAACUAACGCGGCCCGUGAAAUUGGCAUCGAUGUUCAACGUUGUCAACUUCCUAACACCACGACGGAAAUAGAGCUCAUCAACAAAGUCAGCAAACUGAAUAAUGAUCCAAAUGUUCACGGGAUUAUUGUGCAAAUGCCGCUUGACAGUGUCAAUAAGAUCAAUUCUCAUCUAAUCACCGAUCUAGUAUCGCCGGAUAAAGACGUCGAUGGGUAA